Corythoichthys intestinalis (scribbled pipefish) is the source of this 7035-nucleotide messenger RNA. RefSeq names its product TLC domain containing 5b (gene tlcd5b). The transcript is spliced from 4 exons. Bases 2425 to 3177 code for a protein of 250 amino acids. The record is from RefSeq and is a predicted model, not a curated record. NCBI's taxonomy places the organism in Eukaryota, Metazoa, Chordata, Actinopteri, Syngnathiformes, Syngnathidae. Gene Ontology annotation, cellular component: membrane.
CUUCCACAAUGUGUCGUCCGCACUGGCCGUAAGCAUUGUUGCCCAUGCUGAACACUACGAGAGACACACAGCGAGGAUAUUUACACCUACAUGGUUUGAAGGUAAUCAUUCUUCUCAAGCAAGAGCCUUAAUUGUCUCACAGUGAGACGAACAAAACAUAUGAGCGUAUGAAUCGACCUCCUUCGCUGUCAGUUAGCACGAGUGCGUGGGCCCGUCCGCACGAGACCUGCAUCACGCGUGUUUUCUGCGGUUCUCGUAGAGGCAGCAGUACGGGCGAUGGCUCCAGCACGUAAUCGUAACUGUGAACUGAAAGCACAACAUGGAUGCAGCUGGCAAUCAUCCGCACACACAAAAAAAAAAAGAAUAUUUCUACUAGUACUGUAGGACAUCACGACAGGCAUCGUCAAAAUAAUGUACUUUCCAUCGACUUUUUACACGUAUAUCGUCACUGUCACCUUAAAGAGACUUGCUCCUGCAAUUUACAUUCUGGACAGCAGAUGGCGCCUCACCUGAUACAUUAUAGGAUUCCAAAUGCCUUGGUAUGACCACCAGUCGGCAUCAAGAUGUCCCUAACAGUUAUAAAAUAGGCUCCUCCUGCCGACUGUACUUGAGCAAUGCAUGCAAGAUAAUUGAGAAUAGCAACACAUACCGUAUAUUCCACACAGAACACAGACAACAAAAUUUGUUUUAAUUGCAGUAUAAACUAUAUAAUGCUAACUUAAUAUACCGCAGUCUUAAAAGUCAAAACUACAAUACUAGUCACUUGUAUUAGUAGAUUAUUUAUUUUAGAUAUCUUUACACUAGUGCAAAAAUACACAUAUGCUUCCGUUUACACUGGAUAGUUUUAGUUAGUGGCACUACUUGGUGCAUUUAACAUUUGUGGCAGGUCAGUUUAAUGUGAAUUCAAAAACAAUUUGAGUCAGGGAAAAGUUAUUGUAAUUGUAUAAUUUUUUACAACAUAAUUAUGAAUGUAUUAUGUCGUGGCAUAUCAAUAUCAUGAUAUAAAAUGGCCCAUGUCAUGAUAAGAUUUUCAUCAUAUCGCACGGCACUAAUUUCUACGACCUAUACUAGUCUUACGUCGGCUACGCUGCGUGCGUUGGAACCCGAGCUGAGAGUCCUUGUUGAGGCCGGCACCCCACAACUUGGUCACAUCUCUCGUGGAUGAGGCGAGGAGGGUGAAGCCGUACCCACAGGCGGCGGACGAGAUCUGACAAAAGUGGAGCCGUUACUCAACCGCACAUCACUCAACCAUAGAUGGGAGAGGCUUCCCUCCUACCUGCUCUGCCGUCUCCAGUCGGUAAGGUGUGAGCUGGUAUUUGCGAGGCUUCUUCCUGCCGCUGUCAGGGAUCACAAAGCUGGGAAUGCCCAGUGCUCCCGUGAAGCUGAAGCCCCACACAAACACUUUAUGGCUGGGUUUUCUGUGCUGACCCACGUACUGGAACACCGGAACACUUCCGGUUUGCUCCCACGGAUUCUGGGUGCCGCUGAGUGUCGCAUGGCUGCAACAGUGAACUUUGAGCACAGAGAGGAGGCGCCGUCGAGUGCAUUGAAGAGACAUGACGCUAAAAAACAAAUGGAAUGGAUUAAAUAUUUUGUUGACAAAUAUAGGUGUCCUUCUGCCGUGAAUUUAAAUGAGUUUGUCACUAGUUAAGUCCAAUCCAUUUAAAGUACGGGAGCUGAUCAGGUCUCCCAGGUCAAAUCUAUUGGAUGUCCGUCUCUGUCAAUUGCAGCAAUGCAUCAAUAUUUGAAGAGGGAAAUAUGAGCUGAGACAUGACUUUUUUGAGUUGAAAAUGUGGUCAUGGGACAAAUAAAACUAAUGUAACAAUGCACCAUUUCCCUCUUUCUAUAGUAUGGAAAGAGGGAAUGGCGAAUGAGGGAAUACUGUAUAGAAUCUAUACAAUGUAUAGACCAGUACAUUAUAAACAAGGAUGAUGCACACCAAAGAUUUACACUCACUCACACACAACAACAAGGUCUCACUCAUGUAGGUAAAUAACACAUUUACAACAAACAUGCAUGACAAGGACUCACAUACUUAUAUGUAUGACAUAUAUGAGGGUAGAUUUAUGACGGCCAUGUAAGUUCCUGGCGUCCAUCUUGCGUCAGAGGACUUCCCGGGUACUCGAUAGUAGCGGACGUAAGAGGAGUGAUUUUCUCCACUAAAAUACAGUACCAUUGACGGCACUAGACGUCCAAUCAGUUUUGAAUGGAAGGGCUAAUGAACGAACAAGUGGUCAUCUAAGCUAGGAUCCAUACACCGAGUAGGUCUGCAAGCACAGACGGUAAUCCUUUAAGAGGAUCACUUCAGGAAGAAGGUGCAGAAAGGAGACGGUUGGAGCACAAGAUCCACAAAUAUGAUCAUCUCCAAGCAUUCUGAUGUAACUUUAUGAUGGAAAGGUCUGAGAGAGGUUAAGUGAUUACAAGAUGGCGGCGGCAAUGCUGAAGGUUGCGUGCAGCCUGGCGGGCUGGUUGGGUCUCUACGUACUGCUGUGCCGGCUCUCGCCACAGCGCGGGCCCGAGUGGAACUGCCGACUGGUCACGCUGACGCACGGGGUCGCCAUCAUGAUGUUGACGGCGUACGUGAUCUUCGUGGAAGGUCCCUGGCCCCUCACGCACGCAGGUAGUGAGAACACGGAGCUGCAGACGUCGGCGCUGUGCGUCUGCCUGGGCUACUUUCUCUUUGACAUGUCCUGGUGCGUGCGCUUCGGUGGUGAGAGCGCCGUCAUGCUAGGCCACCACGCCGCCAGCAUCGCGGGCAUCCUGCUGGCGCUUCUGAUGGGCGUGUCGGCAUGUGAGACGUGCGCCGUCAUCUUCGGUAGCGAAAUCACCAACCCCCUACUGCAGGUCCGCUGGUUCCUACGCCGUCUGGGCCGCUACGACAGCUUGCUGGGCGACACUGUGGACCUGCUCUUCAUCGUCCUCUUCGCCACCGUGCGGGUGGGCGUGGGCGCUUGUAUGUUUUACUGCGAGCUGACCUCGCCCAGGACUGCGCCCAUCAUGAAGCUGGGCGGCGUUGUCAUGUACGGCCUGGCCUGGGUGUUCAUGGUGGACAUCGCCAGGUUCGGAUACAAAAAAAGUAAAAUGCGCUACAAACAGUGGUGUGAGAGGCGCAAAGAGUUUCACGUGGAUGGACAUCAUUUAGACAACAGGAAGAGUGGUUGCUUCAAAUCAGAAUGAAACAGGGGUGAUAUCAUGACUUUUUUGUAAGUUUACUCAUGAUUUACACACCUACCAAAUUUCAUGAGAUUUGGGGAAACGGACAAACUCAAAAUUGUCCAGCAAUUUACUCCUGGAUAUGCUUCCAAAUUCUACACUUCAAACCAAAAUGACUGACAUCCUUUGUCUUUUCAGUCAGGGCUUCUUGAGAUUUUUUUGUGGGUCUACUCAAGCUUGACAGGCCUCUCAAAUAACAUGCUGCCAAGAGAAAACGGCUUUGGGCUAAGGUUAGAUUUCAUACUUGAGUGGUGCUUAUCAAAAGUAAAAAUGAAUGAGCAUAAAGUUCACAAUUCACACCAAAAUGGUAGACUUUUAGAGAUUUUUUUGUGGGUCUACUCGUUAUUGACAUACAUACAUAAUUUAGAGCAAGAUGUCUUCAAAACACUCAACAUGCAUUUGAAUUAUUUUGUCACAGAGAUACAUACAUUGGCCUUGAAGGUGGAAUUUGUAAAUGGUUCAAGUUUAGAAUUUUAUUUAUCUUAUUGGGGAAGGGUGAUUUGUGAUACGAGCGGGGUCAAGUAUCAGAUUCAACUUUUAACUCAAGGCACUGCUGCGUAAGAAUAAAACAAAUACAAAUUAAAACAAGUAAAUGUUUUAUUUUUUAAUAACUUAAAAGAGGAAUUUCAAAUAUAUACAGUAUAUUAAAAAAAAGGCCCAAAACAGGCUUUCAGCAGGCAUGUUAAACAGUGUCAGUGGCAUUUUUCAAGUCAUUGUAGGCCUGGGCGAUAAAUCUGUUAUCAAUUCAAGUUUUAAUAAUUAAGAGUUUGUCCUGUGUUGUUGUUGUUUUUGCAUAAAAGGAAAUCUAGCUAAUCUAGAUUAUUCCCCAUAAGAAUUUCUUUCUUAAAUUAUUACUUUGUAACAGCAAAAAUAGGGAUAAGACUUUUGUACUUUAUUUAUGUUACCUUUUUUUCUACACUUCAUAUUUUUUUACCCUGUAUAGGGUAAGUGAUGGUUUUCAGAAUUAAAAAAAAUAACUACGAGGCCAUGACAUUUUGGGUCUUGUGGACAACAAUAUCAACAUUUGCGAUGAUAGUGAUGUCGACAUAUAUAGACGCCAGAUCUCAAUUAUAAUUACAUGUUUAUUAUUAUAUUUUUUUUUUUUGAAGGAGAUAAUAAAAUUAUAAUAAACCUUUAAAGGGCUCCACGGACAGAAAGACUUGUUCUACUUGUUGUUCUUAAAAGAUAAACGUUAUUUUGAGUUAAAAAACAUUGAUAUUGAAACCACUCUUAACGUUUUCGUUUUUAUGGCGUUUGUAAAAUUAGUUUAACUAGUAGGUCGCCAUUGUUGUUGACAUCGCAGGGCGGUGGCGUCACAUGGUUACACUGCCAGGCUUCCACAGUAUGACUAGCGACAUAAACAUGUCAUCUCUUCAACCCUUUCAUUUUGAACCCGGGAGGAACAUUAAUGACCAUAACAGCACUGUCGAUAUUUCACAAAAUAAGCAGCAAAAGCAAAAUGACCAAGAAAGACAGGAUAAGACGAGACGAGAGUAGUUAAAAAAAAAAAAAAAAAAACGGUAUUCUGCCACAAUGUGCUACACCAGCGAAAUGUUCUAUAAGAGGCGAAUUUGACACCCAAAGUGCUACCAUGCGCUUUCAGCUUGUUGUGUUUAGAUGCAUACAGACAGAACAUACUGUAGAUGCCUUAAGAAAAAACAUCAACGUAGUAAUAUCAAUUAAGGGUGGUUUCAAUAUAAUGUGGUCAAUCUGCUUUAAAACUACCACAAGAAAACACAAUGCUUAAAAAUAUGAGAGGGAAACACAUGCAAUAUGUAUUUUGAGGCAAUGAAAAAAAAUAAAAGAAUAAAAACACUACUAAUUACUCGCCACUUUUAACUGAUGAGCGCGUGUGUUGGACUUUUCGCCACGUAGAAGGAAUUGCAGUAACCUGGUAGUAUUCAUCGAGUAACUGACAAUCUAUGUCAUCAACCCGAGCGUCCAUAAAACAUGGCGCCCUCCGUAGGUCAAAACAUGUACUAAAUAUUAUAGAUUUUUUAUCAAUGGCAAUAUUUUAGGCGUUUCGGAUAAUAUAUUUUAGUAAAAGAGAAAAAUUUUGGGUUAUUAAAGCAAGUCUUUAAGUCCGAGGUUCCCUUUAAUGAAAAACUUGACUAAAAACAAAUACAAUUUAUCUAUAACACCCCCAAAUUUUUUUUUUCUUCUACAGUAUUUAACUCAUCGCCUGCCAUUAACAAGGAGAGAUAUCCAAUUCAUUUAAAAUGGGAGGACUGGAAAUAUGACUGAAUGCUCAUAUUUCAGUGCCAAUGACAGUUCGCCCCUCUCUGUCAAAAUUAAUCGGACGUCAAGCGCUGUCAGUGGGAGGCAAUGGCUUCAAAUCGUGCCCUUAUAAGUGUUAAAAAAAUUUUGCGCUUUUUCUGUCUUCUGUUCUCAUUGUCCCCUUUAAAAAGUGGGUGGGGGAAAAUUUUAUUUGUAGGCCAUAUCGCCCAGCCCUAACUCACUGACCUAACUCACUGACUGCCAAUGACGGCAAUAGACAUUCAAUUGGACAUACCCUCACCCCUGUCCCUCCCCCCAAAAAAAUAAAUAAAUAAAAUAAAAUAAAAUCUAAAGAAAGGGACUUUUGUUGAUUUUUCUAAAUGGGUUGAAUGGUAAAAAAAAAAAUGGAUAAGUUGCAUUCCUCACCGCUUUAGUCCUUCUUGGCCAGUUUGUCCUUGCGCCUCUGCCGCACCUCUGCUACAAUUUUGAGCAACGACAGCAGGAGGGGUACACCCAUGGGCAAGAAGAGUGGGAUGUAGAUGGCAAACUUCUGGUCACUGGGGAAGUAGAGAAGGUGUAGCAGCGAAGGGUCGAAGAAGGCUCGCUCUGACGCCAGGAUGGCCUCCUUGCUGUACUGCAAAGCGAAGGCCAGGUUGCCUGACUCCAACUCGGCUGUUGCCAGCUGCAGCGACGCCACGGCGUUGGACACCUGCCUCCCACCAAAAAAAGAAAUAUGCAUAGUAUUUUAUAAAAAAAAAAAACAACAAAAGACAUUUAAAAAGAAAAUGUCAAAUGUUUAAAUUAGUCUACAGUAAUGUUCAGAAGAAUUAAGACAGUUUGCCAUUCCACUGAAUGAUGAAGUGUCUUAAAACAUUUGACCAGGAGUGUGUUUUAAAGUUUUAUUUUUUUUCAUUUUAUUUUUUUUUAAAGACAAAUAUUUUAAGAUAUUUUCGAAAAACUUAAUGAAAAAAUUGUCUAUUUUUGACGAGGGAAAAAAAACAAUCUUUAGAGAAAAAAAAUAUUUUGAGAAACAAGGCUUUACCACAAAAUAUCAAAACUUAUUCUGACAGGGAUAAAUUUUCUUUCAUGAAGGUCUUCCAUUUCCUCCAGAACUAUAAACUGUAUAUACAUGUUUUACUUCAAAAUAUACUUUGUCUUCAAAAUAUUUCAAUAUUUCUUCAUAAAAAUUUCCUAUUUCACUCAGAAUGCUGACGCCAUUAUAGUGCUCACGCUAAACCUUUUUUCCCCUAUUCCAUAGUAUUGAACUCAUUGUCUGCCAUUGACAACGUUAGAAUUCAUUUUAACUAGCCAGCCAGUUAAUGCUUAUUUUUCAGUGCCACAGACCGCAUUAGACGUCCAAUCCAUUUUGACUAAGAGGGGUGAAUAAACGAAUGGAUUGGAUGUCCGUCAAUGGAAAUGGUUAGACAAAAAUACUGCAUAAAACAGUGCAUUUCUGUUUUCAUUCAUUUGAACUGUAUUUAUUUUGUUUUUAACAUUUUAUUUUAUUAUUUUUUUUUUUUUACUUUAUAAAGACAGAAAUAUAAAAUUUACAAAUAUUUGUUUUUUCCAAUUAUUAAAAAUCACUUGACCUAUAUCAGGUUAACA